Molecule: messenger RNA, 1101 nt
Organism: Neoarthrinium moseri
Lineage: Eukaryota; Fungi; Ascomycota; Sordariomycetes; Amphisphaeriales; Apiosporaceae
Exons: 1
Coding region: 1-1101 (366 amino acids)
Biological process (GO): mitotic DNA damage checkpoint signaling; mitotic DNA replication checkpoint signaling; nuclear DNA replication
Cellular component (GO): nucleus; spliceosomal complex
Molecular function (GO): nucleic acid binding; zinc ion binding
Source: RefSeq, a predicted model, not a curated record
AUGGCCGACGCUCGCUCCCUCCUGCGGGCUCACCGCGCUGCCAAUCGCGUCGAGCACCCCCAUGCCGUCUACAGCGACGCCGGCAAGCUGCUGUGCAAGCCGUGCCGCGAGAUCAUCAAGUCCGACUCGCUGUGGGAGCCCCAUGUGACGAGCCUCGCCCACCGCCAGAAGGCCGCUGCCGUCCACCCGCCGCCGCCGCCGCCCUCGACCGAGCCCUCCAGCAAGCGGAAACUCGACGAUGCCGAGCCGAUGGAUGUCGAGGACCCCGACCGGGACUCCUCGUUGCCCAAGAAGCGGAACAGGACCGCCUCGUCCGCCGCCGAGCCGGACAAGGCCGCCACGCCGCCCGCCCUGCCCCGGCGCACCUCUGGCACCCCGGCCCACGGCGUCGAGAUCUCGAUACCCUCGCGGCCCGCGACGCCGCUCAUAGGCGAGGGCUCUCAGGCGUCCACCCCCAAUCUGCCGCCUCUCGGCCGGUCCCCAUUGAUCGGCUCUAGCUCCGAGAACGCCGUCGCAGCCAGCGCCAAUGGCUCGGCAGCCGCUCCUCAGAUCCCCAUCUCGACGGAGAGCCUGGUCGUGCCGCAGACGGCGGCCGUGGCGCCGGCGCCAAGCGGCAAUGUCGACGAGGCCGAGUGGGCCGCCUUCGAGGCGGAGAUCGCGGCGUCCGAGGCCCGCCCGCCGCCGGCCACCAUCGGGGCUGCUGACUACGCCGACGCCGUCAUCUCGGCGCCCGCCAUGACGGCUGACGAGCUCGCCGCCAAGUCGCAGGAGGAGGAGAACGCCCGCAAACGGCAGCUCCUCGACAUUGAGAUCGCCGACGAGAAGGAGGACGCCACCCGCGCCCUCGAGGACGAGUUUGACGACAUGGCCCAGCUUGACGAGCGUUUCCAGAAGCUCAAGGAGCGCCGCGAUGAGCUGCGCAAGGCCAGCAUGGCCAAUCUCCGCGGAGCGGCGGCGGCGGCGGCGGCCCCUGACAAGUCGGCCAAGCUGGCCGGCAAGGAAAACGCUGGCGCUGCAAAUGGCGAUGAGGCCGAGAGCGACGAGGACGAUGAGGACGAGGAUGAGGACUGGGACGAUGCCUUCAGGUUCCGCGGCGUAUAG